Molecule: messenger RNA, 5258 nt
Organism: Oenanthe melanoleuca
Lineage: Eukaryota; Metazoa; Chordata; Aves; Passeriformes; Muscicapidae
Gene: NOX4
Product: NADPH oxidase 4
Exons: 18
Coding region: 28-1773 (581 amino acids)
Biological process (GO): superoxide anion generation; defense response
Cellular component (GO): NADPH oxidase complex; plasma membrane
Molecular function (GO): superoxide-generating NAD(P)H oxidase activity
Source: RefSeq, a predicted model, not a curated record
GGCGCUGCCCCGCGGGCGUCCCGCACCAUGGCGCUGUCCUGGAGGAGCUGGCUGGCCAACGAGGGGAGCAAGCACCUCUUCCUGUUUUUCUGGCUCUCCCUCAAUGUAUGGCUCUUCGGGAAAACCUUCCUGCUUUAUAAUCAAGGGCUACAGUAUUACUAUUUGCAUCAGAUGUUAGGGCUAGGAUUGUGUGUUAGCAGAGCUUCAGCAUCUGUCCUCAAUCUCAACUGCUGCCUGGUGCUGCUGCCCAUGUGCCGUGUUCUCCUGGCCUUCCUGCGGGGGUCCCAGAAGGUUGCCAGCAAGAAAACCAGAAGGCUGCUAGAUAAGAGUAAAACCUUCCAUGUGACGUGUGGUGUUACAAUAUGCAUCUUUUCAGUGUUACAUGUUGCUGCUCAUCUGGUGAAUGCUCUUAACUUCUCUGAGAACUACAAUGAAGAAUUUGUGACCCUAAAUGCAGCAAACUAUCGUGGUGAGGACCCAAGGAAACUACUUUUUGCAACUGUUCCAGGUCUGACUGGAGUCAUUAUGGUGCUAGUACUAUUUCUAAUGUGUACAGCUUCCACCUAUGCCAUCAGGGUUUCAAACUAUGACAUCUUCUGGUAUACACACAACCUUUUCUUUGUCUUCUAUAUGCUGCUGAUGCUGCAUGUUUCUGGGGGAGUGCUCAAGUACCAGACCAAUUUAGAGGAGCACCCUCCUGGUUGCUUUAAUCCCAACAAAACACUCCAGAACCUGACCCUGCCAAAGGCUUUUGAGGAGCUGGUUCCUGACUCUGCUACUGAGCCUUUCCCAGGGGACCUGCCAGCAGCAGAACCCUUUGUACAAAACAGCUUUGUGAGAGUUUGUUCCGAGGAGCCCAGGUUCCAGUCGCACUUCCCAGAGACGUGGCUCUGGAUUUCGGGGCCGCUGUGCCUGUACUGCGUGGAGCGGCUGUACCGCUACAUCCGCAGCAACAAGCCCGUCACCAUCACCUCCGUCACGGCCCACCCCGCCAAUGUCCUCGAGGUCAGGAUGCUCAAGGAUCACUUUGAAGCCAGGCCUGGCCAGUAUGUUAUUCUCCACUGCCCAAGAGUGUCUGCCCUGGAAAGCCAUCCAUUCACUCUUACAAUGUGCCCUACAGAUACCAAAGCAACGUUUGGGGUCCACCUAAAAGUAGUAGGAGACUGGACAGAAAGAUUUCGGGAUUUACUGCUUCUCCAUUCAAAUCAAGAUACAGAGAUUCUGCCCAUCUUUCAGCAGAGACGCUAUCCCAAGCUGUAUGUGGAUGGACCUUUUGGCAGUCCCUUUGAGGAAUCCCUGAACUAUGAGGUCAGCCUCUGCGUGGCUGGAGGUAUUGGGGUUACACCAUUUGCAUCUGUGCUCAACACACUGCUUGAUGGCUGGAGAUGCUACAAGCUCAGAAGACUGUACUUCAUUUGGGUGUGCAGGGACAUUGAGUCUUUCCGCUGGUUCGCAGAUCUGCUCUGUAUGUUGCAUAACAAGCUUUGGCAGGAGAAUCGGCCAGACUAUAUAAAUAUCCAGCUGUACCUCAGUCAAACAGAUGGAAUACAGAAAAUAAUUGGUGAAAAAUAUCAAGCUUUAAAUUCCAGGCUCUUGAUUGGCCGACCCCGGUGGAAGCUCCUGUUUGAGGACAUAGCAAAGUGCAAUAGGAGGAAGACCAUUGGAGUUUUCUGCUGUGGACCAAACAAGAUCUCUAAGAUACUUCAUAAACUGAGCAACAGCAGCAACUCUUAUGGGACAAGGUUUGAGUACAAUAAAGAAUCCUUCAGCUGAAAGUCUGUUGGAGCAAGACUCUCUAGAAGAUAAAAGUGCAAUUUUUUGUUUGUACAAUGAAAAAAUUCAGCUGUGGUUUAAACAGACAGAAAUGUACCAAAGAAUAGCACUAAUGUUUUUAUUUAUGAUUAUUUAAGACUGAUGGAUGCAGCAGUAUACCAACAAAUAAUCAGUGCUUUUACUCAAAUGCACUCACACAAUAUUUGUGGUGGGAGUGAUUCUUUGGAUUUGUUUCUGUUAAUUAAAAAGUACAGAAGCUGGGGAGAGACAGAAUUGCUUUAAAAGCUGACAGAAGAAGAAUCUAUGGAAUGUUUGAACUUCUACCACUUCAGUCCUCUGAAGCUGGAUCAGUAAGUGAAACCCCAGGUUAAUCCAAGUGGCAAAACACAGAUUCUUGCUUUUGUUGGUAUACAAAUCUUACAGCUUUGAGGUGAAAAUACUCGAUAUUAAAGAUUUUAUUUUACAUUGCAGAACUGGGAUUCUGUAUUUAAAAUAUAGAGUGUUACUCUUGCCAGUCUACUUCUGUAAUGAAGUUAACCUAAGGAGAAGUGAGCACAAUUGUGUAGCACCAGCAGGCAGCCUCUGCUGUGAUGUUAGUCACAGCCUUUUGGCAAGCACACAUCUGUACGUGGAGAACUCUGUAUCUUGCAUCAGUUCAGUAUUCAGUGAGUUUGCAAAGUAAUUAUGAUUUAUGCAGCCAUAAAGAUGGAGAAAGAAAAGCAAUGAACAGGAGCAGACAGGACCUGAAGUUUUAUUAUACAACACACUCAACACAGAAGCUGCACUCACUCUGCACUUACAUGCCCUGAAUGUCAAAUACUACAAGCUUUCAGAUGCUGACUGAUUGUUUUGAAGCACAAAUCUAGUUUUAGAGAUCCCAGAGUAUGUUUGGUUGACUGUGAUUUGAGUAUCUUCCCUGGAGUCCCCCUUGUUUGCCCUGGUGGCACUGAAAGCAGGAUGACACCAGAUGUACAGCAGAGUGAGAACAAACCCCUCAGCCCUGUGGCUCCUUGGAUGGUGUGUGCAGAUAGACAGCUGCAGAAUGCUUUCAGUUUGUUCCAUAGAGGAGGAAGAUCUCAAAACAUCCCAAUUUUAAGCUCUCCUUCCCUUCUCCUCCCCUUAGCUGUUUUCUGCCUGUAAAUGCCAUGGGAGAGCCAAAGGCUCAAACUGGUACUUUAUAACCUUUUGGUUCUGAGGAGCACCUUUUUUUCUCCAUCCAAAUAGCCAAUCCAGCUUCCUUUAUUUCUUCUUUUCUCCCUUUUCCUUACUUUGUUGAGAUGAGGGCAUUUAAACAGGAAUCAGACACCUAUCUGGCAUAGACAGACACCAUUCUAGUGUCUCUUAAUACAGCAGCAUCACUUAAACAUGGUGAAAAGUAUAGUACAGUGGGAGCAGUACAGUGUAGUGUUUGCAGAGGCUGCCUUGAGAACUCUUGUACCUGUGGUUCACCUGUAUUGAGGGCAGUGCAUUUGAUUUCAUUUACAGCUGUCCAAUUAAUACCUUUUUUAUUUCAGUGGGAAAGGCACUAAAUUUCUGCUGGGGACACAGACUCUGUAUAGGAGUCUGCAAGUAUCUGUGUAAGUGUUCAGAGGGAAGCAUUUUUCUUGUAGGUGCAUAAGGCAUCCUGUAUGUAUAACUAGUGAGAGUGAGUUUGGUCUUUGCCUUGGAAGGUUCUGCUCAGGAGUUGCAGUCAGUGAGCAACAGGAUGGAGGUGCAUAAUGUUCAACAGGCUCCUCAGUGUCCAGACUUGGCACUGAAGUCUUUACCUCUGGCUCUGCCCAGUUUGAAAUCCAGGGAGGAAGGAAAGAACCAGAGAUAGACAAAUUCUUACUCACAGAAAUUCUUGAAGUAGCCCAGAUGAGAGAAGCCAAAAUAGAAAUGCAGUGUGAGGUGGGAGCCUGCAUUACAGCUACUGAUUUUAAUUUUUCCUCUUUGAGGCUGAAAGGACCAUUAUUUUCCUACUGGAUUUCAUUCAUUCACCACUGUAAAACUGGAGGUGUGCAGCAAAGGAUUAGAUUCUUUUUAAUUAGUAAGAUUUAUUUCUAAUGCUGCCUGCAUAGAUUUUAUAAUAAACAUAAAACUGUUGGCAAAAUGCAUAGAUACUGGAUAUUGUAGGCCAUAUACACUUUUCUUUGAUUUGUGGCUGUUAGUUUAAAGCGUGAUUGAAAUCAUUCCUGCAUCUGUUACCCACAACUAGAAUGUGAUCUUUUCCUCUAGUUUCAGGAUCUAGUAUCUCAUGCUUUUAAAAUACAGUUUAGAGUCAUCUAAUCACUAUGUUGUUUGUGGCUUUACAUCUCCUCUGACAGAUAUCAGCUCCAUUACCAUAUAAUGAGCAGCUAGUUUUGCAGUUAGCUCUGUGCUAAAGCAGAUUAUAUUUUCUGGCUCAGCUUCUGUAUAGGUAACACUUUGUAAUUAAAACAGUAAUACUAGUACUGUUCUCUUAUUCUGCAUUGUUGCAGGAGUUGAUGCUGAUUGUAGGCAUGUUAAACACAUGUUGGUACAUUAGGCAGUGCUGUCACAGCAAGAUCUAAGCUGUCCUCUUUGUCUCUUUGUGCUGUAUCUGAUUCAGCUGACCCACUUGUAAAACAAGCUCUGGACUGUCUGCCUUUCUGGGAUGUCUUGAGGCUUAAUUAAUGUUUUGGGAUCACUUUGGUGCACAAGCAGUGGAAAGAUCUGUCUAAUUGCUAUGCAAAUGUGCUUGUGUUUUAUUUUGGGUAAACCUUUCUGUUGCUGAUUUGAGUAAUCACUAGACCAGGUGAGGAAGUGUUUGGGGAAAGUCUGGAAGCUUCAGGUGCUUUUUCCCUUUCCCUUGAGCUAUGCUUCUGUUAAGAGGCAAAAGGUUGAAGGGUUAUUGAGUGACUGACUUGGCUGCAGGAGUGGCAGAUAUUACAACAAACACAAUCUUUCUAUGGGCUAUGUUGUAAUUGCUCUUUCUGAGUGUGUCUCCAGAAUGCAAAAGAGUCAAGCCCUCUUUUAAACUCCAUUGCUUUUAUAUCUGUAAUCAAAAUGUAUGUAAAAAUACAACUCAGUGCCAGACAAGUAAGUGAAGGCUGACAGGACUCAAUUCCACAUUUGCAGAUCAACUGGAUUUACAUAACUGAGCAUCACUUUGCACUUUAAACUGUGUCCUGUGAGUCUGUCAUAAGUGUCCUGCUGGCAGGGGAAGGAUCCAGCCCUGUAUUCUCCCAGUUUUCACUCAGUCUUCCACAAAGCUGCAGACCUCUCAGUGUUUGUUCAGAGGGAUUCUUUUGUUUUAUUCAUCAGAAUUAUUUCAGGACUCUCUUUUUAGACCAGGAUUUUUUUCAUAUCAUGAUGAAAACCAAGCCCUUUCCCUGCAACAAGAAUGCCCUGUUGCAGUACCAGGUACCACUACUAGCAUGUGAGUUCUUCCUUGUCUUUUCUUCUCCUCUUCUAGCCUCUAGCACAGAGGUGGCAAAGAGAUUUGGAGCUGUCUGAGAGAGGGCAGAUAAUGCAUUAAGUAGCAA